Paramuricea clavata is the source of this 7417-nucleotide messenger RNA. The record is from the annotation of a GenBank genome assembly. Lineage: Eukaryota; Metazoa; Cnidaria; Anthozoa; Malacalcyonacea; Plexauridae.
GUUUCGUAAACCUGUUGGGUGUUCCUACCACCAGGGUGAUCCUACAAGAUGAGUUGAAGACUUUCAUAUAAACCCUCCCAGGGGGGGUAGGGUGUCCCUAGUACCCAAGAUCAUAUAAACAGCACCUAAGCCAGACAAUAAUCCACCCUUCUGGAAAGUACGUCAUUUUGGCUAUAGAGCCUCGUUUUCGUGUGUGUAACAUUUAUUAAAGCUCCAUGCAAACGAGGCUCUAAAAAAUUUGGACCGCCCGCUAUAUUUCGACUAACAUGAAGUUUCCUAUAAACACGUGGAACUGGUUGAUUCAAGUUAAAAAUUUCAAAACUAAAAUGGUGUGUAAUCAAAGUUUUAUUUAUUUUUCUACGUUUGUGAGCUUUUCAUGAACACAUUUUGGUUGUGUUAAGGGUAAAUAUAAUCAUGAGGCCAAAGAAAAGUAAAAAGAAGUUUUUUGCUCGUGUGAAAACGGAGAUAAAAAGUGAAAUUUGUACAUGUGAUUUAAACGAAGCAUCGAGUUUACCGUUUGCAGUCGAAGACGAGGUUUUAGCAUGUUGGCAAGACGGUCUUUAUUAUUUAGCUGUUGUUAAAACGGUGAGAUAUAGUAGAGUAUGUGUCGGUUUUUAAUUUGUAAAUUUGUGGGCUAAUAUUUGUUUAAUAUUUGUUUACAAAUUACACAAAACACACGUGGCCCUACUGAUUUGCCAUUAAUUUGCGUAUAUCCGCGUAUCCAGAAGGUCGACUUUGUUUUGCCUGUGAUUUUUGGGGUAAUCAUCAGUGUGACCAGGUUUUUUCAGGGGAAAUUACCACAUCCGGUUUCAUUAAUUACUACAAUCGGUCUAAAAUUACCACGGUGACCAUAUUUCCCUCCCAUUUUUUCAAAAAAAAUGUCCAUAUUUUUUCCCAAGGGUUUUUUCACCAAAAUCUCUACAAUUAAGGUCUGGAAAUUUCAAAUUACCACAAUCGGCCAAAAUUGACGAACAAUUACCACGGUAGUUCUGAAAUUACCGUAGUAAUUACCACAAAUUUCCAAUUACCACAUUCCUCCAAAAAUGACGAAAAAUUACCACGGUAGUAAUGAAAUUACCACAUCUGGUCACACUGGUAAUCGUUGCAAGCAGCAUGAGAGGCAUCUACCCCCACUGAAAAUAUUCAAAAUGGUGGAUGUUCAGGACGUGCAUGCCUCAUAAGCACAUUAGCUAUGAAUAUGGCAACAACGUUUCGAUGACGAAUCAUGGCAUGGCAGUUACUCUUUUUUGGCAGAGUUGACCUUCUGUAUCUAAUCUGUGCCUAGGUGUUGCAUUUAACCUGAGACAUGGGUCGAUAGUCUGGUUAAUAACCCAUUAAGGAGGCCUUGUUGGGGUAAAUUCUGACAGGCGACAUUGCUUUGAAAUUGCAACAUAUAGAAAAUAACCUAGCAUCAUGUUAUUACUCAAACUACUGUAUAUCACCACCCCCCUGCACCAACUCUGGCCUGGGCUAGGGGGGGGGUGCACCCCCCAGUAAAUCCAUCCCUGACCUAGUGCAGUGACAUGAGGAGGGUAACAAAAUUGCAAAAGGAACAUGACAAUGUUUUAAAAAUCAGAUUUAUUGUUUUGAAAAUCAGAUGAGCAAGAUCAGAGCUCGAAAUAACGUUUCCAACGUUCCCGAUCAUGCUGAUAAGCAGUCAUGAUUUUCUACUGAUCAAAUGAAAAUUUGGCCAAUCGGUAUAGGAUACAUUGUGUUUAUAUGUUCUGUGAUAAUACCGUAGUAUUGCAUGGUGUCUGUUAACAACAUUAACCAUGUUUUUGAGACGAUGGUUUUUGCCGAUCAAGAUGAUCGACAAUCUUGCUUCUCUGCCGAUCAAAAGCAAUUUCCUGCCGAUCAUUGAUCGUUGAUCGGCCGUUAUUUCGAGCCCUGGAUCUUGACAUGGAUACCCACCCUAACAGAGCCAUAUGGCAAUCCAAUUUUAUUUCACUCUCUGUAUUUAAUUAACCUGAAACUUUUUCUUUAUUGUCAGAUUGAUAUAGAAAAAUCAAAAUGUCAAGUUACUUUUGAAGAUGAUUCCAUUUACUGGGUUUUAUUCAAGCAUAUUAGAACAGGUAUAUAACACACUGCUUAAAGAAAUUUCCUUUGUGGGGGCAGUGUGGAUCUUUUCUGGAAUGACCCAUUAUUCUGGCUUUCUUUUUAAUUUUACACACUGUAGUUGCAAGGAACAAAGGUGAAACCUUGUGUUCUGUGUGUGACAAAUCAGAAUCAACUCAUCAGAAUGAAAUUGUUGUGUGUGCAAGCUGUUUUCAUGGUAAUUUCUUUACAUACAUUACUAGUACUAGUGGCGAGACUAAGGCUAUGUUUACAUCGGUAUCGGAUUGCGUCCGACGCAAAAACAUACCGGAUAGGGCUUCUGUUUACAUAUGAAAUGUUGUUAUCGUCUCAAUUUCUGCAACGAACCGGUGGUGCGGCGGUUCGAUCUUCGAAGUGGUGUGCGGUGUAUCGGAUCGGUUUUUGCAACGCUCUCAUUGUGAUGUAAACACCAAUCGGAGCAGUUACGGUUCAAUGCGUGACUCAAGAUGGAAUCUGGCAAACAACAACUUACUAUUCUAAUAAUAUAUAGAAGAAAAUACGACGGCAUAGAUGGGCGGGGGCAUAAGCUGUUUACACUUGGGCCAUAACUUUUUGCGAACGAAACAAAAACUGAUCCGAUACAAUAUAAACAUAGACUAAGUGAGACACACCCAAGCUGUGUGGGAUGAAAAUAUUUUGAAUAUUUACUACCCUCUAUGUUUCUAGGAUACCAUCAAACAUGUCACAUUCCAGUCAUUCCUGAGCAAAGUAUUGAUUCUGAAUGGUUUUGUAGAGCCUGUGUGUUUUCUAAGGCCACUAAGGUUCGUUAUUAACCCAUUGAGUGGCAGCCUCUCCACUUGACAAGUAAAAUUGUCUGCCGUUAAAAUAAAAUACUAAAGUAGGGCACAUCGGGGUGCAUUGCCACUUAAAAGGUUAAACUAAAAAUACUCUAACCUAACUUUCUGAAUAUGAAACAAGAUAGAAACAAGACAUAUAUACUCCAAAUGACACAUGACAGAUCUGACAGGGAUUUUAAUAAACUAAAAUGAAAAUAUCACUGCAUAUAACACAGUUCUUGAAAGCACACAAUGCUUUUAUUUGGAGUAGUUUCAUUUAAUUUCUAUAUGUCCUAAAGUUGUUGGCUGGAAAUGGAUUCUAUAUUUAUUAAUCUUCAUAUUACAGUCAAUUUCAGCUGACUUUUCACUCAAAUGUUCCGAACUUUGCAAAUUUGUUGCCAAGUUCAAAAGUUCAUAAUGAAAUUCACAAACAGGUUUGUAAACUGGGCAUUUGAUUGGCUGGUUUGAUUUAAUAGCCAAUCAGAGGCUUUGUUUACAAACCUGUUUGUGAAUUUCAUUAUGAACUUUUGAAUUUGGCAACGAAUUUGCGAAGUUCGGAACAAAGUUCGGAAUCUUACGGUGAAAAGUCAGCUGAAAUUGACUGUAACUGUCUGCAAUACCCCAAAGUGCAUAUAGUUACAAUUAAACAUUUAAUAGGGAUGAAUAGAAAGUGAUUUAAUAAAUACGGUAAUGUUGUGUGCAUGGUAUUUUUUAGGCUGGUGGUGCUUUAAAGUCUGGUGCUGAUGGUAUGUGAUUCAAAAUAAUAUAAACGGCCACAGAAGCUAGUUUAUUAAAAAUAAUUAUCCCACUGCAUAAACAUCUCAAAUUAUUAAUUACCUUGCUUACAACUGAUACAAAUUGCAAUAACAUCUCAAAUUAUUAAUUACCUUGCUUACAACUGAUACAAAUUGCAAUAUUAAUAUUAUACUAUUAAAACUUGUUUCUUGUAGCUGAUGCUUUAAGAACUGUGAAAUCCGUUUUCCCGUAUGAUGUGAGUAUGCGUGUUACACAUUUACACUUUCUGAGCAGCCUAGCUAGGUGGCUGCACGCCUUUGCCCUUAACGUUUCUAUACUUUUGAUAGCAGCUGUCUUAUAUAUAAUGGACAACUUGCAUGUUAGAGUGUUAGACUAAAUUUUAAUCUAAGUACAUGUAAAAAGAAAGGAAUCAAACGCAACAGUUAAACAGAACAUAAUGAAAUUAGUAACAUUGCAAAAUUUGGUUGCAAAAUGUUGUAAAGUACAGAAAAUAUAGCCUUGUGAAGUUUGCACAUUUUCAGUAUAUUUGUAUAUUAAAUACGUGCGGAAAUUGAAAAUAUGCAAACUUCGCAAGGCUAUAUUUUCUGUAUCUUACAACCAAAUUUGGCAAUUUUACUUAAAUUUUAAUAAGUUCUCUACGGGAAUUUACUUUUUUUUGCCUAAAUCAAAAAUUAGUCUAACAUGCAAGUUGUCUAAUUGUUGUUUCAAUUAUUCAGCUGAAUGUGUUACAGUGGGAUGGUAAUCAUAAAUCUAACACUGACGAAAUGUAUUGCUAUUGUGCUGGACCUGGAUUGUGAGUUCAUAUCUAAUACUUUCAGAUUUAAUUGCCAUUGAGAACUGAUAGAGCUGAACAUUUAGUAUAAAGAGAUGUUAUGAUUUUAUUAUUAUUUUUCUAAUUCAGAUGGUAUUACAAGAUGUUAGAAUGUCAGAACUGUCGGCAGUGGUUUCAUGAAGGUACAUAUAAACACAAACCUGCAUUUGGAGCAUAACCCAUUGUUAUGUAAUACUAUUUCUUAAAGAACUAAUUUGUACUUUAUUAGCAUGCCUGCAAUGUCUGGAUUAUCCUCUAUUACUGGGUGAUAGGUAUGGUAUACAGUCGCUUACAUUUUGAUUUUUGCUUCUGCAUUAAUAUUUCCUUUUAUUUCAGCAAUCUAACACAUUUUUCCCCCAACUUCAGAUUGUACUACUUUGUGUGUGCUGUGUGUAAUAACGGUGAAGAAUAUCUCAAGCGUAUGCAGUUAAAAUGGUAGGUUUGAAACCCCAUUAUUUGUUUGAAAAUAUCAGUAAAUUUCUUAAAUUUAACUCACUCUACUUUCAUACCUCAUGCCCUUAUUCGAUCACUUUACUCACUCAUGUGAAAAUACUUGAAAAUAAGAUUUGUAUCUUGCCAGGACCAUGUAAUACCCUCUAUAUGCUUCUGAUUCAGGUCAGAUAUCGCUGCAUUGGUGUUGUAUAAUCUUUAUUUGAAGUACGACAAAAGAGGUUUCAAAAGCAGCGAUGUUGAACUUUUUCUCAACGACAACUGGAAUGUUUUACAAUGUGGCAACGUAAGUCAUUUGCUAACGAUUCUUUUUAAAGUGGAAAACCUUGUCAAACUCUGUCAAUUCUCUACAGUUGCAAGACACUCCAGAGGAAGAAAGAAUCGAAAAACUCACUGAAGUUAUGAAAAAACAAAAACGCAAGUAAGUCCAAUAAGUAAUUAUAGUUUUAUUCAGUACAGUCAUGAUUAUGUAGUGUUUAAUUAGUCGAGUUGCCAACUAUAGCAUUUAUCAAUGUAUUAUUAUUAUGUGCUUUUCAUUAUAUGUAUAGUAGUUUUGUAUUUGGUGGCCAAUGAACAAUCUCGUGUACCCAGAGUACAGAAUUAAUGCCAGAGUAUGCCCAUUCACAGGUUAUAGGUGCUAGCAUACUCUGGGCACGAGACUGGCCCCAAUGAAUGCAAUUUGGUUUCUGCUCCUACAGUGUAACAGUUUUAAUGUUUACCAUCAUCUGCUUGCCCUGUAACGCGUGCAGAAACACGCCAAUGUUGUUUUCGUUGUGUCUAGAUUUCGUUGUCAGAGCAGCGGAAAUGGCAACAUAACUUGGUCAUUAUUCAUUCGCUGUGCUCCCUUUCCAACAAAAGCGAAUUUACUUCUUGAAGCAAAGCGAAAGAGCGAAAGUGAAGCGACAUCAAGCUUGAUUGACUGGUACGUAUGUGAAAUACUUGAAAUCUCAUUUCCUGAAAUGAACGAGUGACAAACUUUUUUAUGUGCAGUUAAUGGAAAGUCAUUGUGGGAUAAAACUAGUCUUGAACUGGUUGGGUGACAGUGCAAGUAGAAAAAGAUACAAACUGUGAAUUUGUUGGGGGGGGGGGGCGUUGGCAGGAGAGCAACCUCCCCCUCCCUCAAUUUCUGAAUAACUGUGUAACAAAGCUGUACCUAUAAUUUCUCAACCAUGAAAGCGUUUUGGUAGGCUAUAAAUUGAGCUAUAUCUAGCAUGAAGUUUACGGCAAAAAAAGUUGAAACAACUAAGAUUUCCAGAUACGAAAGGUUGUCGUAUGUUGGAACUUAACCCUCCCCCCGCCAACAUUUCGCCAAGUGUGUGCCACUGUCUUGGAGGUUGCAAUGUUAUUUGGAAACCGCGGACAGUCUGGCGAAACUGACCUGCGUCCUUCAAAUCAAACACAGGCGACUUUAGUGACUGUCUUUCGUUUCAGUAACGGGAAUUAUCUACAAGCUGAUGACUUUGAAGACCACUCAUCAACAUUAAGUCGAAAAGAGGUAUGCUCUUAUAUAUUGCAUAUUAUUAGGCGUAGCCAUAGUAUUACGGUUAGGCAGACCCUCGCUUAUUUGCGCGCAUUUAAGAACGCACAAAUUUAGAUUUUGAAAGCGAUCACACUAAUUUCAAGUCAUGAUAACACAUAACUCCACGGGCAUGCGAUUACAAAAAUAAUUACACCACUAUUUGCGAGACGAUCUCAAAAUUUUCAACUCCAAAUUUUCAAAGGUGAAUCAUCAAAGCGAGACGGAUACGUCAGAGAUCCCAACUAGUUACCAAGCCCCUCUCUUUCCGUCGUUGUCCAUGUUCAAGUAUUUAUUACCGAGCUGUGGUUCGCGGGGAAGCCCGGAUUUAACUUCGCAGUCUGAUCGUGAUUCCGAGCGUUGUCCGAAAACUGGCGACAAACGGCUGCGAUCAAGCGAAUCAGAGGAUUCUACUAUCAGCGAACCAAUAGAAAAGCGUUUUGUGAAUUACGUAGAACGUUUGUCGGAUAAUAUUACGUCAUACGCGGGAACCAAUGGGAGGCUAGCUUGUGGGGAGGAUUGUCGCUUGCUUGGUCGGAGGUUGGCCAGGAAUGGAAGCAUUGAAUACUUAGUACAAUGGUCUGGUGUUACUCCUGAUAGCUUUUGACGGAUUUCUAUGACAGAGUUGAUGGUACAUAUUCUCAACAAAAUUGUGGUUAGCGUAAGAGACACUAUGAAUAGUUUAUAGAGAAACAUAUAUGGAGAAAUUAAAGUGUGCUUUAUCAUAAAGCAGUUUAAACCUAUAGGGGGGGGGGGAGGGGGAUCAUGUCGAUCCAUAAAGAAAUAACUCGUUUUCAAAGAAACACAAAUAUGAGAUCUUAUAAUUUGUUAUAAUCACAGAUGAUAUAUUAUGGAAUAUAUUUCAUUUUUCUAUAUCUGUUUCCCAACAGAAUUAACUGUCAAAAUUUAUCUGCAAACUUAGUUUGUCAGUUGGCAUUUGCUACAUAGGUCUGUAGAUGUAAAUUGUUAUAUUGUGUGUUAUUUGAACCAAGGAUAAUAUAUAUUUUACGUUGC